Molecule: messenger RNA, 887 nt
Organism: Peromyscus leucopus (white-footed mouse)
Lineage: Eukaryota; Metazoa; Chordata; Mammalia; Rodentia; Cricetidae
Product: nucleolar GTP-binding protein 1-like
Exons: 4
Coding region: 113-532 (139 amino acids)
Source: RefSeq, a predicted model, not a curated record
UUUGUUAAUUUUAUGAUUCUUUUUAAAGAAAUUGGAAGAGUUAGAAAAGGAAGAAGAGUUAAGAACGGCUGCUGGGGAGUAUGACAGCGACUCUGAAAGUGAAGAUGAGGAAAUGAUGGAAAUCCGACAGCUGGCAAAACAAAUUAGAGAAAAGAAGAAGUUGAAAAUUCUACAGUCCAAAGAAAAGAAUACACAAGGACCCAGGAUGCCCCGAACAGCUAAGAAGGUUCAACGGGCAGACUUGGAGAAUGAGAUGCGUAGUCUUGGUGUUGACAUGGAUGAUAAAGAUAAUGCCCACUAUGCAGUCCAGGCGAGAAGGUCUCGGAGUGUCACUAGGAAAAGGAAACGAGAAGAGUCGGUUCCACCCUCCUCUAUAGCCCGGAGUCGGAGUUGCUCUCGAACUCCACGUGAUGUCUCUGGUCUUCGGGAUGGCACGAUGGUGAAGAAAGCCAAGACUAUGAUGAAGAAAGCCCAGAAGAAGAUGAAUCGCUUGGGGAAGAAAGGGAAGCAGAUAGGCAUGUGUUUGAUAUGAAGCCCAAGCACCUACUCUCUGGAAGAGGAAAGCUGGUAAAAAGGACAGGAGAUAGUGUCCUCUUCAGUUGGAGUGCUUUGGCUGGACUCUUGCUGUUUAUUUCUGGGUAUGGUGUGGUGUGCUUUAUACAGUUUGGAAUCACCAUCUAUUAACUGAAAGAGAAACAAUGAAAAUGACUUAACGAUGCUUGUUGCUUUGCUGAAAACUGGUAAACCUGAUUAGGUGUGCGGUGUUCCUUUUUACUGCAUAAUACAAAUGUCUAAGUACACAGCAUGCUGGUCUCCCCCGCCCCCCAGACAGGGUUUCUCUGUGUAGCUUUGGAGCCUGUCCUGGAACUCACUUUGUAGACCAGGCU